This is a messenger RNA of Lachancea meyersii CBS 8951, 2655 nucleotides long. The record is from the annotation of a GenBank genome assembly. Lineage: Eukaryota; Fungi; Ascomycota; Saccharomycetes; Saccharomycetales; Saccharomycetaceae.
AUGUUUACUCACUCUCAUGCAAUAAGGUCGGGUCUGAGCGGGCGUCUGCGACAGUCUCAACAGGAUCAUAUCAAUAAUCAUCACAAUGCUCAAUACAUCAUCGCAGCAGAAUUCAACAACAAAGUCGGCCCAGUGCUGAAACACCAGUACCCAAAUUCAAUACCAGGGUUUAAAACAAGGUCUAACUCGAAAGUUUCCACGGUAAACAUAGCGAGCUUAAUGAUACCCAACAACGCAGAAAACGUUCCAGAGCGGGCUGAUUUUACAAUCUUUAUUCUUUACAAGAAUAAAUAUACUAGAAACUACCAAAUAUUCCCAAUAGUCGACAAAGUAGCACCGUCUAACGACCGAGAAGCUCUCGGCGUUUUAAAAGAGGAAGAGCACACCUCCAACAGAGGAAUGCCCUUGGCAGGGGAUUAUCUCAAUACCGCAAAGGAACCCCCGUUAUUCUUUAUUAGCGUCGUCAAUACUAUAAAAGAUGACACCAAUGACCGUGGGGCUGUAAUAAAAGCAAUUGCGUUGGGUACUGAAUUGAGAAAUUUCCUGAUUUUCAAACCGCUCCUGGCAAUGACUUUAGACGCGUACAUGCGAUAUAAUGGCAACAUUCAGCUUUUAAUGGACUGUUUCAAUAUGAUCAACAGCUUGGAUUUAUCACUUGCAAAAAGAAUAAGGUCAAACACUUCUCUCCAGACUCUGCUGAACUCUUUAACUGAUGAGAGGGUUUUAACAGAUAUUUUCAAAUCUCAAAAUCACCAUCUUUCACGUUUACUACAUCUCAACAAUCUCCCGAGAACUGACUCUUUUGGUAACAUUAUAAGCUUCAAACGUCACUUAUUAGAAUACCAAUUCAACAAGUUCAAACCCAAGCUGCUUCCAACCGCGUUAACCAGAAUCUCACUGCAAAUCAACGUUAUAAACUAUGACCCAGUACAAGUGAAUAUAAACUACAACGACCACGUACUGAAGUUUCUUUCAAAAUUUUUAUCAGAGCUAGAAAAGCUACCGCGACCUCAGUUUGCGUGGAAGUUAGUUGUGAACUCUACAAAACUUUCGAAAGAUACUCUAACUCAAUUUAUCAUAUCGCUGUCGAAUUUGAUUCGGCAUUUCGACUUUCAUUACUUUGCAAACGCCCAGGUCAUUAUAUUUCCAUACAUGGAUAUUUCCUUCAUUGAUGCGCUAAAGGAACACCUUAACUUGUGUGGAAACACACGGACUUUUACCAUCGUCGGUGUGAGCAAUCCUAUAUUUGAAUUGCAAAAAGAUGCUUGGGAUUUUUAUUACGAUAUGGAUACAGAGUCACUAAGGGCUCAAAAUUUGGAGAAUUCGGCCAUUGCUAAGCAUGCUACCAUUUCACAGGAGAGUUUGAAAAGCUCCAAAAUCCGAAACAUUUUUCAGAAGCGUGCUUCUUCUGCCGUUAUGCUAGAGAAACCCAUAUCGAGAUGUAGCCUGACAUCUAAGAUGAUCGAAUACCUGAUCAGCGAGAGACACGAUAAUGAAACAAUUCUGAAUGUCUUCAAAAGGAUAAAUGUUCUGCAAAUACUAAGCUUGCUUACAAGUCUCCGUAAUAGGUCACAAUCAGAUUCACAGCUCAGCUUGAAAGACGAAUACGUUGUGUCUUACCGAGACUUCAUAAUAUUUCCUGAGUUUUUCGAGUAUGGCUCUCUUAAACUUAUAAGGUGCUUAAAGGAACUACAAGAAGACCUAAAUUGCAUUAUAUUUGACGGGAAGAAUCCCUAUGAGAACCAUGAACUGAAUCCAUUCGAGAGGAUAUUCACAUCUUUGAAGUUCAUCUACAAAUUUAUAGCGUCAAAUGCUGCAAACGUCGAAAAGUUUAUCAAUAUUGGUCUCAGCUUUCCUUUGACUUUCCUUCAGAAUGAGGAAAACUUAUCCUCCAAGGACUUUAUUGAGGUUGACCUAAAAGAGUUAUUUGACAAUUUAAGAAAUUCGAACUCGAUGGAAUCUUUGACUUAUCAGCGCUUAGGAGUGGUGGACUAUUUCGCAAUGAAUCGGUUUCUUAGACUUCUUUUUUUGCCUCUUCUUCUGGACUUCACGAUCGAGAGCUCUCCAGAGUUGAUGCGUUACUUUGAUUCUCCGGCAUCGGGCUAUAGAGACUGUAAGUCAAAGAAACUCACACAUUCAGAGCACCAAAGCUCUCCCGUAUCUAGUUGGUACAACGAGGAGAUCUUCUUUCAGGAUGUUACCACAGACGAAGCAAAAAACAGAGUCUCAUCUUCGGGUACUACACAGAGUUCAGACUCUAUCCUUGAUUGCGACUACAUCAUAAACAAAAUUAAAAGGGUAAGUUUGGCCAUUGUACGAAAACUUCAAAGGCACCCUAUUGGUGAAUUGUUGAUAAAGUAUAAGCUUAAUCCAGCCUUUAAGUCCAUAUAUGAUAUGCUGGAAGACGAUUCUACUGCGAGAAAAAGACGAGCGCCCGGAAACAGAACGAGCUUAACCGAACGUCAAACUGCGAUUGGGGAAAGCUCCAUAAACGUCUCUCCAAACAGAAUGGAGCUCCUCAAAGAUCUUCAGGCCAUUUCUGCUCAGCAGGAAAGCAUCAAAGCUAAACCAGUAUUAGAAGAUAGACCUGCAAGAGCGUCAAUUUUGGACAUGUUGAAUCGAAUUACAGUUAACGAAAAUGACCGUUUGCAGUAA